This is a messenger RNA of Salvia hispanica, 1044 nucleotides long. It is a transcript of the gene GXM2, whose product is annotated as glucuronoxylan 4-O-methyltransferase-like protein (DUF579). Lineage: Eukaryota; Viridiplantae; Streptophyta; Magnoliopsida; Lamiales; Lamiaceae. Gene Ontology annotation, biological process: xylan biosynthetic process. The record is from RefSeq and is a predicted model, not a curated record.
UGUUUCCCUUCUACGAAACCUUCAAAUCUCCCCCUCUCCCACACCCUACCUAGCAUCCCAACACACCCUCAAAUUUUCGAUUUCGGUUCGAUUUAACCAGACAUGAAAGGCAAACCACACAACCCUUUCAAUCUCAAGACAAUCUUGAUAUGUCUCUUCUUCCUUCUCUUCCUCUUCCUGAUCCUCCGAUCAACUUUCCCCUACCCCCAACACACCUCUCUCCGAACUCCGUCCAUCCUCCACCCCUCGAACGCCUCGGAGGGCUGCCCCUCUCUCUCCAACUCCCCACCAACAUGCACCAAAAUCCCACCUUCCCUAUCCCACGCAUUACUCCACUAUGCCACCCUAAACUUCACCCCACAACAAACAUUCAAAGAAAUCUCCAUUUCCCUCCACAUCCUCCAAAAAAAAUCCCCAUGCAACUUCCUAGUCUUCGGAUUGGGCCACGACAGCUUGAUGUGGACAGCCCUCAACCACAACGGCCGGACCGUUUUCCUAGAAGAGGACAAAGAGUGGAUCGCGCAAAUCAAGGCACAGAUCCCUUCCCUCGAGGCCUACCACGUGGCCUACGACACAAAAGUGGCCCAGGCCGACGAGCUUCUCGAGGUGGCCUCAAGGGAAGAAUGCAGGGUCGUGAUUGACCCUAGAUUCUCCAAGUGCCAGCUGGCGCUUUCUAAUUUUCCAAGUGAGAUUUACGACGUGGAGUGGGACCUCAUCAUGGUGGACGCCCCGACCGGGUACUUUGAGGGGGCGCCCGGGCGGAUGAGCGCGAUCUACACGGCCGGAUUGAUGGCGAGGAAUCGAGAGAGCGGGGAGAGUGAUGUCUUUGUGCAUGACGUGGAUAGGGUUGUGGAGGAUAGGUUUUCAAAGGCAUUGUUGUGUGAGGGCUACAUGGUUGAGCAAGAAGGGAGAAUUAGGCACUUCAAUAUCCCUAGUCAUAGGAUUAGUCCCAGUAGACCUUUUUGUCCAUAGAUAUUUUAAAAAAUAAUGCAUGCUUCCUAUAUUUCAUGACCAUUUAUUUUAUUAUUGAAAAUUGAAGAUUCA